Pogonomyrmex barbatus (red harvester ant) is the source of this 2141-nucleotide messenger RNA. RefSeq names its product DNA helicase MCM9. Gene Ontology annotation, molecular function: single-stranded DNA binding; single-stranded DNA helicase activity; ATP hydrolysis activity. The record is from RefSeq and is a predicted model, not a curated record. Gene Ontology annotation, biological process: double-strand break repair via homologous recombination; DNA replication. Gene Ontology annotation, cellular component: nucleus; MCM complex. Lineage: Eukaryota; Metazoa; Arthropoda; Insecta; Hymenoptera; Formicidae.
UCAAUAUAUCUCAAUCCGAUAGAUCUGGUGUUACAGAAAUUUGUGGUGGGAGAUCAAUGUAAAGAGAUGAUUGGCGACUGUCAGUCAGUAGCCAACUUCACUUAAGAUCAUUUGGCGGGAAAAUAACCACGUGCUAUUUGUGCCGUUGUGUUGAUACUUCACGGAAGCUAUCAACAUGCUUGAAGAUUAUCUUUUAAAGCACCACACGAAUGAUUUGGAAAAUAUAUUAAAUGCUGCUGAGAAAUAUACGGUUUAUUCAAUAUACGUUAACUUUGUAUCAUUAUUUGAAGCCGAAGCAGAAAGUGCACAAAAAAUCUUACGUCAUCCUAGACAUCAUCUGCCACUAUGUGAUGAAGCAGCUGUAAAAGCUCAGGAACAACUAUGCAAAACUGGACAAACAGUAAAGACUAGGGUUCAUAUUCGAAUUACUACAGUACCAAUCAAACUCGAUACUGGUCAAAUAGGUGAGCUAGUUUCAACAUCUGGAAUUAUAGUACGCAUGUCCCAACCAUCAGUUAUGAAAAUGAAGAAACGUUUUAUAUGUAAAAAAUGCAAACAUAUUAAUAUAGUCAAUUUAGAAUGGGAAAGACAAUUGUUUAGAAGUGUCAAACAUUGUGAAGCAUGUCGUUCUGAAAAUUUAAAAGCUUCAAAAUCUUUAGAACAAGAUGAUUGUUCUGAUUAUCAAGAACUAAAGAUUCAAGAUAAAUGUAAAACAGAUGCAAGAAGUUGCUAUUCAAUGGGGCUGCAAGUAGUUUUGUUGGAUGAUCUUGUUGACAAAUGUAGACCUGGAGAUAAUGUAGACAUCAGUGGAGUAGUUAUACGAAAGUGGGGUAAACUAAAGGUUGGAGAACGCGCAGAAGCUACAACAUUCCUGAUGGCGAACAGUAUUUCUGUACGCAAAAAAAUCACAGAAGCAACAUUUUCUACAGGAGAAAUAAAAGAAACUUUUACGGCAUAUUGGCAACAUUAUCAAAAUGACGCGUUAUCUGGUAGAGACAAUAUUCUUGCCUCUAUUUGUCCUCAGUUAUAUGGGAUGUAUAUUGCAAAAUUAGCAUUAGCUGUUGUUUUAUGUGGCGGUGUAGCAAAAACUAAUGAAACAGGAACGCGUGUGAGAGGUGAGCCUCAUCUUCUUCUGGUCGGAGAUCCUGGUACUGGUAAAUCACAAUUGCUUCGCGUUGCAUCUCGACUAAUUACACGGUCAAUCUUUACAACCGGUAUUGGAAGUACUGCCGCUGGGCUUACAGCAGCUGCUGUUAAAGACUCGGAUGGUUGGCAUUUAGAAGCCGGGGCUUUAGUGCUUGCAGAUGGAGGCGUGUGUUGUGUGGAUGAAUUCACAACAAUGAGUUCACACGACAGAGCCUCUGUACACGAAGCAAUGGAACAGCAAACGAUCUCCAUCGCCAAAGCUGGCAUGGUUAGCACAUUAAACAGUCGUUGCUCCGUUAUUGCAGCCAUCAAUCCAGACGGUGGAUGUUUCAAGGGCGAAGAAUGGAAAACCUGCUUAGAGGGUCCUCUUUUGUCGCGCUUUGAUCUGAUCCUUCUUCUGAGAGAUACUAGAAAUCUCGAAUGGGACAGGAUGACAGCAAGUCACAUUUUAAAGGCUGCUUGUGAAGACGAAGAAAAUUCAUAUUCCGAAACAUACAUGGGUCCAUCAAAUUUAACGGGUCUAUGGUCAGAAGAAACUCUUUGCGAAUAUUUUGCACACGUGCGCGCGCUAAAACCAGAGCUAACCGAAGAGGCAAAGAAAAUACUCAGUGCAACUUAUCUUUAUCACAGAUCAGAUCCGUAUAGAAGAUCUGAGAGAACAACAGUGCGACUUUUAGAUAGUCUUAUCAGAUUAGCUGAAGGUCAUGCAAAACUCAUGUAUCGAACUAAAGUAGAAAUUAUUGAUGCUGUGACUGCAGCGGAAUUAAUUGGCACUACCUUAUCAAAUGAUUCUGAUGUCGGUUGUCCAUUUCCAACAAAUCCAAUAGCAACAUAUCAUUUAAAAGCAAAAGAAUUACUCAAAAAGCUUAAUUUACAGGAACUAGAAUCAUAUAUAUAGGUAUUAACUUGUCAUAUCACAAUCGAAAAACAAAGUUAUAAAGUUUUUUUUAUUCAAUAAGAUAUUUUUAAGAAUCUAUUAAGCUUUAUAAUCUUUA